AUGUGGAAGAAGAUGAAAACAACAGAACAGAUUGUUCCCGGGCAGGUGGCAAUCAAAAGGAGGUCGAGAGUUCCUGGCGUCAUGAUUACACAAUACGUGGAGGUUGUUCCAGAGGGAAAGAGCACCCCAGACUUUACCCGGAAACCCAUCGCCUUAACUAUUCAGGAGGGUAGAUUAGCCUUCUUCAAAGCGGUUGUAACUGGGGAUCCUGCACCAACUGUAACAUGGACGAGAAACAAAGGAGAUACAUCGGAUCCAGAAAAAUACCACCCUUCAUUUGACGAAAAGACUGGUGAAUACAUCUUACAGAUCCCAAAUGUAAGUGCAGAGCAAGCAGACACCUACAAAUGCUUUGCUACUAAUGAGUUUGGAAAGGCUGUUAGCACUGCUACAUUGAAUGUUAUUGAAGUGGCAUACAAGAAGGGAAAGCAACAGGAAGCUCCAACAAAGGAUCCGGCAGAUUUUAGAAAAAUGCUGAAGACACGUGUUGUACGUGCAAAAAAACCAGCACCAAAGAAGGAAGGAGAAAUAGAUGAAAAGGUCUGGGAAAUCUUACUGAGUUCACCAAGGAAAGACUAUGAACAUAUCUGUGCUGAGUAUGGUAUCACUGACUUCCGCUGGAUGCUGUCAAAACUAAACCAGAUGAAAAAGGAGAGAGAGGAAGAACAAGCAAAGUUUGUUGAGGCCAUUUCUAACCUGAGACAUAUUGAGGUUAAAACAGAUGGUACAGCAAUGUUUGAAUUCGACAUGGAACUAAAGAACCCCAACAGUCCGAUUUUCCUCUAUAAGGAUGGUGAAAUGAUUCCUUACAGCUAUGACAUGGGAAUGAAGCACAAUCUGAAACAAACUGGCACAAGAUAUGUGUUCAGCAUCAGGGAUCUCAUGCCAGAGGAUGCUGGGCUGUACCAAGUGGAUGUUGAGGACAUUAAUGUCUUCUCUACUGAUUUCAAGAUCAUUCCUGUUGAGUUUAUCGUCAAGAUUCAGGAAGUGAAGGCCAUGGAGAGAGAGGACGCUGUCUUUGAGUGUGUUUUAUCCCACCCCUUUUCCAAGAUUAUAUGGAUGGGUAAAAACGCUCCACUGGAGCAAGGGGAGAAGUAUGACAUCACAGUGUCUGAAGACAAGCUCAUCCACAGAUUAGUGGUGAAGGACUGUAUGCAGGUGGAUAAGGGCAUCUAUGCAGCGAUUGCUGGUAUCAGAUCCUGCAGUGCCUGGCUGAUAGUUGAAGCUGACGAUGAUCCAAGCAUGCGUGGCAAAAAGAAACCCCGAAGAACCACGCAAGCGGGUGGAGCAGGAGAGGACUUAGAGAAAAUAGCCCGAGAGCAGCAAGCGAAACUGCAGAAGGAGAAGGAAGACCUGGAGGCAGCAAAAAGGGCCCAAGCAGAGAAGGAUGCAGCUGAUGCAGCCGAGAGAGGCAGUGGAGAUGGAGGAGAUGGUGGCGCUGGAGACGGCUCAGGACUGGGUGACGGAUCAGGGCUGACAGGGGCAGGAGGCGAUGGAUUGGGAGUAGACGGUUCUAGAGGUUGUGGAUCAGGGUUGGACGGUUCAGCAGGUGAUAUAGUAGGGCUACAUGGUCAUGGGGGUAACAAAUCAGGACUGGAUGGUUUAGGAGGUGAUGGACAAGGGCUAGAUGGUCAUGGGGGUGUCAAGUCAGGACUGGACAGGGCAGGACAUGAUGGACUAGGACUAGCUGGUCGUGGGGGUGGCAAAUCAGGACUAGAUGAGGCCGGAGGUGAGGGACUAGGACUAGAUGGUCAUGGGAGUAACAAAGCAGGACUGGAUGGGGCAGGAGAUGAUGGAUUAGGGGGCAGUACAUCUGGGGGUGAUGGGGUACGAGGUGAUGGAUCUAGGGCUGAUGGGUCUGGGAGCGCCGGGGCAGGUGGAGAUGGAGCGGAUGGCAAGAAGAAGAAGCGAAGCAGGACAGGCCCACUGGUGCCAGACACUGUCAGAGAUCCUGGUGUGCACUUCAUUGGUGGCUUGGAAGAUGUCAAUGCCAUCCUGGGUCAAUCAGCAGAGCUGGUCUGUAAGCUGAGCAGUGAAAAAUGUACUGGAGCCUGGUACAAAGACGGGAAGAAGCUGUCCUCUACAGAUGGAUUGUCUAUCAAAAGGGAUGGAGCCUACCACAAACUGAUAAUCAAUAAUUGCCAUGAAAGUGAUACAGGGAAAUACCGCUUUGAGGCAGAUGGACGUAAAACAGAAGCAAUGCUGAUUGUUGAAGACCCACCCAGGUUUGAUCCUGAAGCCCUGGGAGAAUUCUCAAAGCCAGUCAUUGUGAAAGCAGGUGAAAAAGCUGCUUUUAAGAUGCCCUUUGUGGGCCGGGAUCCAAUGAAGGUGCAGUGGUACAAGGAGGGUGAGGAGCUGUUGGAUGGUACCAAUGUCAAGUUGGAGAUAACGCCCAAUCACAGCCGCCUGCUUCUCAGCAAAUGCCAAAGAAGAGACACUGGAGAAAUCAAGAUAAAGAUUAAGAAUGAGUUUGGUAUCAUUGAGGCCACAUCCAAACUCGUUGUCCUUGACAAGCCCACCCCACCACAACAACCAGUUGAAGUUAUUGAAAGCUCUGCUAACUGCAUUGAAUUCAAGUGGAGGCCCCCAAAAGAUGAUGGUGGUUCUCCUAUCUUAAAUUACAACCUGGAGCGUCAGCAGGUGGGACGUAACACCUGGAAGAAGAUAGGGGACAUCCCUGGCAACCCUCCUACCUACAAGGACACAGAUGUGGAUCAUGGCAGAAAGUACUGCUACCGCAUCAAGGCCAUUACUGGGGAGGGUGUCAGUGAGGUGAUGGAGACAGAUGACAUCAUGGCUGGCACCAAAGCAUACCCUGGUGCACCUGCUGCACCCAAAGUGGUCAGUGCUUUCAAGGACUGCAUCACUCUGUCAUGGGCUGCCCCAACCAACAGUGGAGGAACCAGCAUUGUGGGCUACAACCUGGAGAAACGCAAGAAAGGCAGCAACCUCUGGAGCCCAGUGAACCCAGUGGAGGAACCUAUUAAAGAAAAAAAGUAUUCUGUCAAAGAUGUCAUUAAAGGAAUGGAGUAUGAAUUCCGUGUAUCAGCAGUAAACUUUUCUGGGGCUAGUGAACCUAGCACCCCAUCUGAGGUUGUGAUUGCAAGAGACCCCAGAAAGCCCCCUGGCAAAGUUCUCAACCUCAAGGUGACAGACUCCUCCUACACCACCUUGUCCCUGGCAUGGACUAAACCUAAGGAGGAGAAGGGUGUGCAAGAUGAAGUGAAAGGAUAUUUUGUAGAAAUCAGGCCAGCAGACAACCCAGACUGGCAUCGCUGUAACACUAAUGCUAUUAACAUGACCAGCUACACUAUAAAGGGUCUGAAGUCGAUGGAAACGUACUGGGUGAGGGUGAUCGCCACCAAUGAAGGAGGGGAGGGGGAGCCCCAAGGUCUGGACAAGUAUAUCAUUGCCAUGCCUCGCCCGGUGAGGCCCAGGUUCACAGAUUCAAAAAUGAAGACUUUCAUGGUGGUCCAAGCAGGAAAUUCUCUACGAGUCAACAUCAGUUUUGAGGCUUCCCCUUUGCCAGAAAUCACUUGGCUGAAAGAUGGCAUGCCUGUGUCUAAACGGGUAACCAUUAGCAACACUGAGGGGGGAUCACAGCUCCUGAUUGCCUCGUCAGAGCGCUCUGACACAGGUGUCUACACCAUAAUAGUCAAGAACUUGGUUGGCCAGGAAACAUUCAGUGUGGAGGUCAGAGUCACAGAUGACCCCAAGCCCCCAGGCCCAUUGGAGCUGCAGGAGAAUGUUCCAGGCACGGUGACUGUCUCCUGGACACCCUCUCCAGAUGAGAAACGUGACGACAGGCUGCACUACAUGGUGUCCAAACGUGACUCCAUCAAGCGAACCUGGCACACCGUAGCUGACCACCUCUUCAAUAACAGGUUCACUGCCUGCAAUAUCAUGCCUGGGCGGGAGUACUACUUCCGAGUGUAUGCCAAGAACGACAUGGGCCUCUCCGAUCCUUCUGAAUCACCAGCCUGGGGAAUCAAAAAGAGAAGAGAGAAGUUCACAGUGAGUGUGCCUGUGUAUGAGGCCUGCAGCUUUGACAUGCCACCAUCUUUUCUGGUCCCUUUGAAGAUACGUUCUCCCCCGAAUGGCUACGAGUGUUAUAUGAGCUGUGCUGUGAGGGGUGACCCUGCACCCCAUGUCACAUGGUACUGCAACAACAUCAGCCUAAACACAAAUACCAACUACUACAUCAAAAAUGUAUGCGGUGUCUGCUCCAUGCUCAUCCUCAGGGUUGGGCCCAAGGACACGGGCGAGUACAAAGUCAUUGCGGAGAACCGUCUGGGCCGGGCAGAGUGUUCAACCAAUCUCAGUGUCAGAGUGGACUACCACUAG
This is a messenger RNA of Megalops cyprinoides (Indo-Pacific tarpon), 4344 nucleotides long. RefSeq names its product immunoglobulin-like and fibronectin type III domain-containing protein 1. Gene Ontology annotation, molecular function: protein binding. The record is from RefSeq and is a predicted model, not a curated record. Bases 1 to 4344 code for a protein of 1447 amino acids. Lineage: Eukaryota; Metazoa; Chordata; Actinopteri; Elopiformes; Megalopidae. The transcript is spliced from 23 exons.